ACAUAUAGGUCAACCUUUGGCAGAAGAUUGACACAAAUUAAAGAUGGCAAGAGAUGUGAUCGUUUUUCGUGAAGCGGGAGGAGGUUUUCUAUUGGAUAGCAAAGGUGGUGGCCUUUCCUUGAUCUGCAUAAUCGUUGCGUCGCUCUCUCUCAUAUCUAUGGUUGUAUUUGCUUGUGGUGGUGGUGGUGGUGGUGGUGGUGGUGGCUGUGGCGGUGGAGGCGGCGGUGGUGGUGGUCAUGGUGGCGGCGGUGGUGGUGGUGAUAAUGGUGGCGGCAGCUGUGGUGGUGGUAAUUGUGGCGGCAGCUGUGGUGGUGGUAAUUGUGGCAGCAGCUGUGGUGGUGGCAAUGGUGGCAAUGGUGGCAAUGGUGGCGGCGACAGUAGUUGAGUAGUUACGCGGUCAAAUUUUAAGAGAUUUUCAAGUAUUGCAGCUCACAAAAAUAUAUUGUUUUCCCUUUUUAUGUUAGUUGUGUUUAGUAGCAAGAUAUCUGUGUGCUAAGGAAUUGUAAGUGUGGCUCUGUGUGGACUGGUUUUGUUUGUAUGAUCUGCUGUAUUUUCUCUGCAUAUAUUGCCUAAACUUCGGUUGUGAGAUUCUUAUUUAAUGCACAAUAAGCUAUAAAUUAAUGUUUGAGAUUGAAGCUUCGUACCUUAUUUAUAAAUGAGUUGAAUUAUU
Molecule: messenger RNA, 670 nt
Organism: Rubroshorea leprosula
Lineage: Eukaryota; Viridiplantae; Streptophyta; Magnoliopsida; Malvales; Dipterocarpaceae
Source: the annotation of a GenBank genome assembly